CUUCCCUCCCCGAGCUCCCAAAUCCAAAAGGGUGUGGAAGAGGAGGAGCAGUAGCAACCCUUUUCCGUGACGCGCCUGACCGGUGCUUUCUAAUCUCCACCUCCCUCCCGGUGCAAUCAGUCAGCCUGGAGGCACCAAACUGUUAGCGUUGGAGACGCAGCUCUAGGUGAUUUCCACUACCUUCAUACCCCCACUCUAGGCCUUUUGGAGGCAGCAACAGCUGUGGCAGAAUGUAACGCGAGCACGCGAGCCUGGAGCGCACUUCCAAGGCGCUGCUCCCUCUUCGGAGCGAGGGGGGGACGUGUAGGUUUUUGCGCACAGACUGGAGAGAGUUCCGGGGGAAAGCCUGGAGCAGCGAACAGGCGGCAGAGAGGUGGGCAGACAGAGUUCGCACCUGCAGCCUGCGCUGCGGUCUGGGCGGUAGGGCUGCUGCCCUUUAGGGCAUGCGUGCCUCAUGAAGAGAGAGAACCACAGGCUGAGGCCCCUGCAUCCCUCGGUGUACCAUUUGGCCAAGACAAGGUGUGGCUGGAGCACUACUGCUCUGAAGCAAAGUCGCAAAGGAAGAGGUUGAGAGGCAGGCGACUUAGAAGAGUCUGGUCACGGAGCCAAGAGGAGGCGCCCGAGGUUCUAGCGAAGGGGAAGAGUAAUUUAGGAACCCUUUUUAGCCUGUCCUGCCCAGCUCCUCCUAAAGUCCACAAAAGCUCUCCUGAAGUCUAGAAAUCCUCCCUGGGUGGGGACAAGUUUCCUAGCAUUCUCUUUGGCUAGGACCGGGAGUGGAGAAAACACGCGGGGCUGCUCUGUCUGCUGCUCUCGAAGACACGUUUUCCUCCAAGCCGCCUUCAGCUCCAAUCGCCUUUGGGUAGCCUCCCUUUUCGCCCUGGAAGCUCAAGCCCACGCUGUUUGGAACCCAGCUCUCCAUUUAGCCCUGGACUGCGGCCCAUCGCCCCAGACGUGGAACUGCAUGCCUGAGCCCUGCUGGACAUCGCCGGUUGCUGUGCAAGACUCAGCUACUGAAGAAAGUGAACAAUGAAGCCACCAUUUCUUUUGGCCCUUGUGGUCUCUUCUGUAGUCAGCACAAAUUUGAGGAUGGUAUCAAAGAGAAAUUCUGUGGAUGGCUGCAUUGACUGGUCAGUGGAUCUCAAGACAUACAUGGCUUUGGCAGGUGAACCAGUGCGGGUGAAAUGCGCCCUUUUCUACAGUUAUAUUCGCACCAACUAUAGCAUGGCCCAGAGCACUGGACUCAGGCUUAUGUGGUACAAAAACAAGGGUGAUUUGGAAGAGCCCAUCAUCUUUUCAGAGGUCAGGAUGAGCAAAGAAGAAGAUUCAAUAUGGUUUCACUCAGCUGAGGCACAAGACAGUGGUUUCUACACUUGUGUUUUAAGAAACUCGACAUAUUGCAUGAAGGUGUCAAUGUCCUUGACUGUUGCAGAGAAUGAAUCAGGCCUGUGCUACAAUAGCAGGAUACGGUAUUUAGAGAAAUCUGAAGUCACUAAAAGAAAAGAGAUCUCCUGCCCAGACAUGGAUGACUUUAAAAAGUCUGAUCAAGAGCCUGAUAUUGUGUGGUACAAGGAAUGCAAGCCAAAAAUGUGGAGAAGCAUAAUAAUACAGAAAGGAAAUGCUCUUCUAAUCCAAGAAGUUCAAGAAGAAGAUGGAGGAAAUUACACUUGUGAACUUAAGUAUGAAGGAAAACUUGUGAGACGAACAACUGAAUUGAAAGUUACAGCUUUACUCACAGACAAGCCUCCCAAGCCAUUGUUCCCCAUGGAGAAUCAGCCAAGUGUUAUAGAUGUCCAGCUGGGUAAGCCUCUGAACAUCCCUUGCAAAGCAUUCUUUGGAUUCAGUGGAGAGUCUGGACCAAUGAUCUACUGGAUGAAAGGGGAGAAGUUUAUUGAAGAACUGGCAGGUCACAUUAGAGAGGGUGAAAUAAGGCUCCUCAAAGAGCAUCUUGGAGAAAAAGAAGUUGAGUUGGCACUCAUCUUUGAUUCAGUCGUGGAGGCUGACCUGGCAAAUUAUACCUGCCAUGUGGAAAACCGAAAUGGACGGAAACAUGCCAGUGUUCUGCUGCGUAAAAAGGAUUUAAUCUACAAAAUUGAACUUGCAGGAGGCCUGGGAGCAAUCUUCCUUCUCCUUGUACUGCUUGUGAUCAUCUACAAAUGCUACUAUGUUGAAUUAAUGCUCUUCUACCGACAGCAUUUUGGAGGUGAUGAAACUACCAAUGACAACAAGGAAUAUGAUGCCUAUCUGUCUUACACAAAAGUGGACCAAGAUACUUUAGACUGUGACAAUCCUGAAGAAGAACAGUUUGCUCUUGAAAUACUGCCAGAUGUCCUGGAAAAACACUAUGGAUAUAAACUCUUCAUCCCAGAAAGGGACCUGAUUCCAAGUGGAACAUACAUUGAAGAUCUCACAAGAUUUGUUGAGCAAAGCAGAAGACUUAUUAUCGUGCUAACUCCAGACUAUAUUCUCAGACGAGGAUGGAGUAUUUUCGAAUUGGAAAGCAGACUCCAUAACAUACUAGUCAGUGGAGAAAUCAAAGUGAUUUUGAUUGAGUGUACAGAAUUAAGAAGAAAGGUGGAUUGCCAGGAAGUAGAAUCACUAAAGCACAGCAUCAAACUUCUGUCCCUAAUCAAGUGGAAGGGACCAAAAAGCAGCAAAUUAAAUUCUAAGUUUUGGAAGCAAUUAGUAUAUGAAAUGCCCGUCAAGAAAAAAGAAAUGCUUUCUCGGUGUCAUGUUCUGGACUCUGCAGAACAAGGACUUUUUGGAGAACUCCAGCCUAUACCCUCUAUUGCUAUGACCAGUACCUCGACCUCUCUGGUGUCAUCUCAAGCUGCUCUCCCUGAUUUCCACCAUUCAGAUUCAAUGCAAGUGAGACACUGUUGCAGAGGUUAUAAACAUGAGAUGCCAACCACCACCUUGCCAGUACCUUCCUUAGGCAACCACCACACUUAUUGCAGCCUGCCUCUGACACUUCUCAAUGGACAGCUACCCCUUAAUAAUGCCCUGAAAGAUACCCAGGAAUUUCAUAGGAACAAUUCCCUGCUACCUUUAUCAUCCAAAGAGCUUAGCUUCACCAGUGAUAUUUGGUAGUGAAAACUCUGAAGUCCUCUAAACAGCUAUGUGAACAUACAUAGAACAGAACAGAACAUACAUAGAACAGAAUUUCUGCUAACCCAAGCAUAAAGUACACCUAAUAACACUGAGGUGCUGAAAAAGUGUUCAGAGUGAAAGGCACAGAAUCCCUUUUGUACUUAAAAUUUGUGUUUACAUUUGCAGAAUAGUGGGUGUAAAGAAGGACCUGCUUUUGUAGUAUAGUACCUUGUUUCAAUGUGUAGUUUUUAUUUCUUCUUGAAAAUAAAAAUGUAAAAAUCCUGUUGUUUUAGAGUAGGUUUUAUGAUACUAUUUGGACUGUAAACUUAGUAGAUGAGAAACCUCCCCCUAUUUAUGUAUAUUUCAGAUUAACAUGGCAUUUCAAAUAAGGAAAACUUAAGAACUUUAAUUGAAUUUGAAAAUUCUGAACUAAGUAUAAGGGGGAAAAGAGAACUUCUACAGAAUAACUGAAAAAUCAGGAAUUAUCAAGAAAGACGUGUUGAAGCACCCCAGUUAGAAGAUUGUAUGUAGAGGAAGAUCGGUUAAGAAAAAAUGUCACCGAAAUUUUUGGAAGUUCUUCAACAUAAUGGACAACUUCUGUAGACUAAAUCAGCAGCUAAUAUGACAGCUUAUUGUUGUAUAGGCAAGCACAUCUGUAGGCAAGAUGUGGUAGGAAGGCAAACAAUAUGCAUUCUUAAGCAAAUGAGUAGACAGGAUACUAGUUCUUUGAAGAUGAUUUUGAACAACUCUUAUGGCUUUCUAGCCUAUUUCAAAAGUUUUACAAACUUGAAAACACAUUUUAAGAUGCAAAUUUUAUUGUUUCCUAACAAUUCACAUUUGGAUAUUUUUCCAAAUGAUCUCUUGACCUGCUUUAUAUGAAGAUGUGAGCAUCUUCCUACUUUUUUACAGCAUCAUUGGAGUUUGAAUUUAAAUAAAUAUUGACUGCAAGUGUCAGCAGUAGAAAAGAAGUAAAACAACAAUAUUCACAGAUGAAGUGCUAAAUGAUUCAAGUUUACUAGUAGUAGAGCAGCAAUUGUAGUUAUUCUCAUCUGAAAUGUAGUUGUGAAAGAGACUAUGCUGUACGUACACAAUGUCUGCUUGGCCAUGUGUGCAAGGUUCCUGCAGAAGUAUCUCUAUUCCUGGUGCUUCAAAGAGUAUAUUUUAUAGACUAAACUUCUCCACCCUCCCAUUAUGACUGUGACUAUACCACACCAGAAAAUACCUAUGAAUGAUCUAAAAUAUUAUAAAUUUGCUGGAAGGAAUGUGCCCCUAUCUAGUAUCUAGUAUUUAUUGUGGAUUACUAUUUUGUGUUCUUUCCAAUUAAUCAAUUUUGGUGUGUUUUCAACUAAAAUGCCUUUGGGGGCCAAUUUUUAAUCAAGGCUGAUUCUGGAAUUUUGAAAAUGGUUCAUAAAUCAUGUUUUUGGACAAAUAUAAUAAGGACAGAUGUACACAGUGUGUAAAAAUUAAGAAUUUUCCCAGCUCCUGUAAAUGUGAAACUCAAAUGUUUAAGAGAAUAUUAGAUAAUAUGUUUUGAUUUUUUCUUUCAACUUCUUUACAUUAUUGAUUCUCUGUGAUCCAUGGGUUUUGUUUAAAGUACUUGUUUCUCCAUUGCUUUUCUAUACCCAGCUUCUCAGAAAAUGCAUUAUGCACCAACAAUAUGUAAAAGCUUAGCAGUGAUACAUGUUCAUUUCAUAUUGGGACAAUUAGUUGCUCCUUUGAAAAGUCCUGUUCAACAUAUAUACAUGUUUCGUAGAUGUAUUGUUUCCGCUGAGAAAGGUGAUUUUGCUUCUGUAAAAAAAAAAAAAAUAGAUAUUUCAAAAUGGAAAUUUAUCAAUUCUGAACUGUUUUCCAAGUGUUAUAGAGUUGUAUUUACUCUCAUUGUUCUUUAAUGAUAUGUGCAAUCACUAAGUUAAUAACCUGCAUGGAAUGAGUAGCAUAUUUUUAAGUGACCAAUUGUACUUUUUAUUAUUUUGUUUUUCACAGAAGCCUAGAUUAAUUCAAAUAGAAUGUUCAGUGGUAUUUUUAAACUAAUAGUUCUGUAUUGAGCAUGCCAGUUCUGAAAAUAUAACAUGGGUCUCUCUGCUUCCCUUAUUUACAAUGAUUAAACGUGGGUAGCAAUUUGAGUUGGCUGGCCACAAUGUGUCCUUUCACUACUAGUAAGUACUCAAAAACAGAGCAUUCACACUUGUGCUGGGGAACUUGACAAGAAACCUUUUCUACCAUUUUCAGGAACCAAUGUGUACACUAUCUAUAAAAAUUUAUUUCUAGAUGGCAAUUCAAAAUUUGAUUUUCAUCUGAGAUUUUUAAAAGAUAUAACCCAUAGGGUAUAAUAAACAUUUAGUCUAGAAGAUAAUAUAUUCCUCCAGGUGCUUACACAGUAGGAAAAAUAUCUUCUCACUUAUUCACUGAAAUGGAUUUGAAAAUUUAGAAAAAUGCUAGUGUAAUGAGUUCCCAUAUGUUCAUAGCAAAUUUAUUUAGCUCAUCUAUCAGCAGUAUAUACACUUUUAAAAAUUGAGGUUAUUUUGAAGUAAAAAAAUUCUGAAAAUGUCAGAAAUUAUGAGGCAAAUAAGAAAUGCAUAAAAGCAAUAGAUAUACAGGAAGUGAAAGCUACAUUAAGAAUAAACAAUGCUCAGGAGAUUGUGAACAUCCACAUGUUUUAAUUUGGCAAAAUACAAAAUCUGGGAGGUUUGGUAAUCUAUUGGCUCCAAUCUAACUCUGGAGAUUCUGAAAGGUAGCUGGAUGGUUCCUGAAAGGAGGUAUGAAGGUAUCUCUCCUUACCUCCCUCUAAGCCUUAAUUAAAUUAAAUCCAAAUCUAUUCUGCCUUCAAUCACUCUCAGUUAAAAAAAAAUGCAUACAGACACUUGUGGGCUUUGGGUAAGGCUUGAGCCCAAGAUAGUAUCAUGUGAAAAGUUGAUAUUUUGUGUUAGUAUCGGUAGCUAACAUUGUGGGUCUUACAAGUAGGAAACAAAUUGCAAUGGGUGGAUAAAUGGUUCAGUUAUGAAAGAAAAGUUUAUAAAGGAGUUUCAAGAGGACAUGAAAAUGAUUAAUAUCGUAUGGAUUAUGUCUGUAACAAGUUGAAAAAUGGCAGGUGUGUGAAAAACAAAUUCUGGCAAAAAAGAGGAGACUAUCUGACCCACUUGGUGAUUGAAAGGCUUCUUCUAAUGCUAGAACCACUAGUUUCAAGCAUUUUACUGCCCUUUGGCAUUUUAUUUUUAUAUAAAUUGGUUGGUUUUCACCAAGUGUUUUCUAGAAAAUUAAAUAAUUACCGUAGGAAAUAACCUGA
Molecule: messenger RNA, 6370 nt
Organism: Acinonyx jubatus (cheetah)
Lineage: Eukaryota; Metazoa; Chordata; Mammalia; Carnivora; Felidae
Gene: IL1RAPL2
Product: interleukin 1 receptor accessory protein like 2
Exons: 11
Coding region: 1027-3087 (686 amino acids)
Biological process (GO): signal transduction
Molecular function (GO): interleukin-1, type II, blocking receptor activity
Source: RefSeq, a predicted model, not a curated record